AUGACCUACGAGAUGACAAACCCUCCCUAUUAUAUCGCUGUCCGCAAGGGCUGGAACUCCUGGAACUGUUCGUCGCUGGUGGGCGUCGAGCGCACGCAGACGAGUCAGACCACCAUCGAAGACGUGUUUAUCCGGAAAUUUAUUUUCGGCACUUUUCAUCGACUCUUCCUCUCGGAGCUCAUCAUCAAAAGGCGGGCCAACCUUAUUGUGAUCGCCGGUAUCGUCCAUCAGACCAUCGCCCAGACGAAGAUCUACUUUCUGGUGGGAUAUACCGAAGCCAUCCUCUCCUAUAUCCUCAAGUGUCCCGUGAAGAUGGAUAUACAGACCACUCACGACCCGAAGGCACUCAUUGUUAAAUACAUCUGA
This is a messenger RNA of Oppiella nova, 366 nucleotides long. The record is from the annotation of a GenBank genome assembly. NCBI's taxonomy places the organism in Eukaryota, Metazoa, Arthropoda, Arachnida, Sarcoptiformes, Oppiidae.